This is a messenger RNA of Porites evermanni, 5235 nucleotides long. NCBI's taxonomy places the organism in Eukaryota, Metazoa, Cnidaria, Anthozoa, Scleractinia, Poritidae. The record is from the annotation of a GenBank genome assembly.
AUGAUUCAUUUCCACCAGACCGGCGUUCAUGUUGUGGAUGUUGUAAUUGUUGUGGCGGCUUCGGAUGUCCAGAAUGCUGCCAUCAUUGCUGUGGAGGAUGUUGCGGCUGCGGUCACUGCGAUUCCAUGUCGUUUCCAGUCACCUUUGGAGCAUGUGUUAAUAACCCAUGUUGUGAGUGCUGCAAGAAGCCGCCAAAGAAAGGAUAUUGCCAGUGGCCUUGCAUGUGGCCCUGCUGUUGUGAGUGCAAAGUUCCCGAAUUUAAACUGAAGCCACUGAAACCCAAAGCGGUUCCCAAGGAUUGUCACUGUUGCCAUGACUGUUGCCACGACUGCUGUCAUUGUUGCCACUGCCCUUGCUGCCACUGUUGCCAUGGCUGCCACUGCUGUCAUUGCUGUCGCCGAAAACGCGCAGGUAACUAUCAAAACACUUUACAAAAUUCAAGGGUCGGAAUCUUGAAUUACCCAUAGCAAAGGUUCUUCUCCGUGCUAGAAGUAGACCACCUGGCAAAUGAUGUUCUCCAUGCCUGAUGUAGAUUGCCUGCGUUUUUUCAUUUUGGGAGAGCCACUAAGGAUUCAGAUUUUUGGCCAGAUAAGUGUUGCAAAAAGAGACAACUAUCGAGUUCCUUAGGUACCUAUUUUCAGCAACCUAUACACAGAACACUCGUACUACUUACUUAACAGACAACUUCUGCUUCAUAUUUUGGGGGCCCCUCAUAUCGCCCAUGAGCAAGAAUUUACUGCUGACAGUUGCUUUGCUUUUUCACUUCCUAUUUUAGGAGGCUGUAAAAAGCGUUGCUUUCUUCCCCAGAUCGAGACUGUUGAGCCAUUACCUUACGUCUUCAAUCCCGUCUUACCUCUUUAUUAUGGAGCACCCUUACUGCCAAGCUACCCUUAUUACUACUUCUAAAGUGGGACGCAGAUUUAUUUAUCGCGAGAGGUUUGUAUCCGCAUCAUCAUGAAGUUACAUGAAAUUUGUUACAAGCACUGGCCUAAUGUAAAAUUGAAUGACUCAUUUGUAUGAAAGGGAAAUUUUAAAGAAUGGUUGCUAUUUGUCGUCUAUUAGUGGCAUUCAUUUUUAUCCCCUAGAUUGAAAAUAGCCGAUUUUUUCUCAUAAGCAACAAAAUCUUGUUUAGAUGUCCUUUUCAGCUUAUAUGAUAAAUUUGAAAAUUGAAUGUAGUGGGUUUUUCAGUUUGAAAAGAGAGACUUGUCUUCGUUUCUUUUCUUUCAUUCCUUUUUUUUCUCUUUCUUUCCUUUUUUUGAAAUGGUACUUAUUGGGAUAGCUGUUCACGUAACCAUUUUCCUUCGACUCUCUUGCAGGGUGCUAUUGAAGAACAAACUGCCGCCUGAUGAAAUGAAAUAAAAUGAUGCUGUAUCUAUUAGUGACCUGCUGGACGUUUUAGAUAAUUAGUUUGUUAAAUUGAGACACUUUAAGAAACUAUAAAAUUAGUAAAAUUAUUAAGAUUCUAAGACCGGAUAAUAGUUUGUUAAAAAUAAAGCGAAGAAAAACUCAAGUUAGUACUUUUAACAAUGAAAAUUUAUACAUUAAAGUAAAUUCCAUUACAUUAGAGUAAAUUAAAUCUUAGAAAAAUAAAAUAAACACAAAACGUUUACCUUUGGUUCAGUUAUUUAACUGGCAGUAUAACUGCAUGUUCUACUUGAUCGGCAUUAUUGUUAAUCAAACGAUCGCUUUGUAUAUCAUGUAUCUUGUCUUGAAUAAGCCUGUAAGCAUUUUCACAUCAUCUAUUAAAUUCUGGUAAACUCACACAUUUAAUGUUGUUGAUAGCUAUUCCAAAUGAGCUUUCUUGGAUCUAUCCUGAGAUUCAUUCACACACUUAUUCAUUUGUUUGUUUUCCAUUCUUUGUUACAGAGAAGAGAUGCGGAUGUGGAGGUUGUGGAGGUUGUGGAGGUUGCGGAGAUGCCUUUGAUUCUGGCGGCUGUGACUAUAUGGGAGGCUGCGGUGGGGCCCCUGGAGGUGUUUACGGACCAGGAGGCGGAUGCGGAGGAUGUGGAUGUGGUGCUGGACCUAGCUGCUGCGGUACAAAUGACUGGUGUGCUGCUGGUACUAUGUGCGCCAACUGCAAAGGAGGUUUUGGUCCUCCCAUCACUUGUUCAGGAUGUAACACUGGCUGUUGCCCAAGUCUUACUUUCCCUUGUGCUUUCGGUGCUACUGUCAAUAAUCCGGGAUGCGAAUGCUGCAAAGAGAAGACACCGCCUGGAAAGUGCAAAUGGCCAUGCAUGUGGCCUUGCUGCUGCACCUGUACUCCACCUAAGUUUGAGUUCAAACCUCUGAAACCCGAGCCUGUUUGUCAUUGUCCUUCACCACACAGCCAUCACACAGCCUGCGGACACCACUGCCUGAAAAGAACAGGUUUGAAUCUCGAGAAAAUGUUUAUCUACUCUCGUUCACAGAUGUAAUAAGCUUCAUGCUAAGUUACCAAUUUAUCAAUUUCUUCUGUAUUAACUUGUACCAUUUCUGCUGUCCUCAGCUAAACAUGGCCCAGUUAAACGCAGCUUGAUGGAAGAACAGCCUGCCGUUUAUAUGCAGUUUCCUCACAGUUAUGGCUAUGCACCAUUCUACAAUACACUCUACUAUGGUGUUCCAAUGAUGCCUUACCCAAGACAAUUUUAAAAGCAUCUGAAAGGUAGGCAAGCAAAUCUUAGCAUUCGGCCUUGAUUGUUUGUCAUUUAUUGACAAAUAAUAAUGAUAAUAAUAAUAAUAACAACAAUAAGGAUAAGGAGAAUGGUAAUGAUGAUUGAUGUUUUGUCUAUGAGGAUAACUGUCAAGAAAAUAAUUUGUCCAGCACGAAGCUUCCCUUUAUUAAUUACCUGCCACGACUAACUAAGCCUAUUAUGAGUCUAAGCGAGACGAUUGUUAGAAGAUUUAUAGUAAAGGGGUUUUCUUUGUCUCAAUGCCCUGUGACUGUUUUUUGGUUUGUUUAAAAGAAUUAACCUGGUGUCAAUGUCUUUCCGCUUUCCUUUUAGAUACGACAUCAAAAUAAAUGAAUGCAAGGGACAUCCAUUGUUCAGAGGAAACAAAAGUUUGGCCUCCGUCUAAACGAGAAAUUUUCAUAAAAUGAUGAAAAAGAAUGGACGAUCGUCUCUCCAAGCUGAACAUUUAAAUUCUAAGGAAAAAACACAUUGAGAGGAAAUAUCGUCAUAUGUAACGAAUGAUUAUUUACACAUUUUUAAUGAGAAAUUUGGUCAAUAAAUUGAACAAAAAUUUAACAUGAUUUUGUGUGUCUGGCAUCGCUACCAUCUAACUCCCGAUGAUCCCCAUAUCAAGGCAAUGGAUUUAAUCGUAUUGCCUCUGCUAUUCUCAUAUUCGCCUUUAGUGCAAAUUACGAAUUUACUUGAGGUAUCGAUUGCGUUUACCCACGCAAAUGACCAUUUUUGCUCCAUCACUUCGAUGAAUUAAUUCAACAAGGUUAUAGGAGAUAGACGCAAACAUGCGGAACUCUCGCUGCUGUCCCAAAUGAUGCGUAGUAUUUUCGAAGGAAUCAAGACAAUGUUAAAGAGUUUGAGCUGAGCAUUCUUAUUCCGUUUAUCCCUGGCUGUCUAAUUUCGAUGCAACUUGGCGAUAACAUCUAUUGUUUGUCGCCAAAUUAGAAAUCUCUCAAAAGGUACGGCAGCAUUCGACGACAACCAACAACCUUACAGUCCCCUUGAGGUAUACUUCUUCUUAUUUGAUUAAAUUACAGUAUAUUACCGUAGUAAGUAGUUGAUUUGAUUUAAACAGAAUAACACCAGUAAAAUAGCAGUUUUCAGGAAAAAAAACAGCCUUCAAAAAAGGCUAAAAAUUAAUAUUGCUUCUAUUAUUUCUCAGUAAAACGACAAUGUUGUGGAUGUGGUGAUAUGGGGUGCGGAGGCUGUUGUGGUCCAAAUGACUGGUGUGCUGGGGGAACCAUGUGCUCUAACUGCAAAGGAGGCUUCUACCCACCUAUAACCUGCGGAGGUUGCAAUACCGGCUGCUGCCCCGGCAUAACAUUCCCUUGCGUCUUUGGUGCCUCUGUCAACAAUCCUGGAUGCGAAUGUUGCAAGGAGAAGACCCCGCCGGGAAAGUGUAAAUGGCCAUGCAUGUGGCCCUGCUGCUGCACCUGCACUCCACCUAAGUUUGAGUUCAAACCACUGAAACCCGAACCUGUCUGCCACUGCCCUUCUCCACACAGUCAUCACACAGCCUGCGGACACCACUGCCUGAAAAGAACAGGUUUGAGACUUUCACAAAUACCCACAUUGUACUGUCCAAUAUCACACAAUCACCACGCAGCCUCUGGAUCUCAGUGUUUAAAAUCAAACAGUAUGCACCUUGUUACUAAUGUUUUCAACAAAGGACAAACAGCUUUUUCUUCCCCAAACGAAUUUUUUUUACCUUCUGUAAGAAACGCUUGCUAGCACAACCAUAUGAAUGCAAUGGUACACAUUGAGAAAAACUCAUUCAUUUUAACAGCCAUUUAAGGGAGCAACUGCAAGAAUGAAAUGAAUUAUUGCGACUGAAAUUGAAAUUGAUAUCCCUAUUUGGAGUUAGUCUCGUGAACGAUAUCCUUUUGUCUUAUUCCCAGGUGGUAAAGGGCCGGUAAAGCGAAGCCUUUUGAAUGAAGGCCCCUCUGCUUUCUUACCGACGCCUUACAGUUAUGGUUAUGCACCAAUCAUCAGUCCAUUCUACAACACACUACCGAAUAUGCCGUACUAAGAUGAGCCCAAUGAGCCUACUUUCUCUUUCAAGCAAGGUAACAAGUCAAGACACGUUAAAUAAUUCAGUCAAAUAUUAAAUUGUUAAAAAGUUCAUUCAAUCAGGUAAAUGGAUUCAUAGGAUAAGGACAAUUUGAUUUUACUUUUUCACAAGACAUGCUUUUGCUAUUUGGUUUGCCAUCUUCAUUCAAGAUGAGAUUCUUUGAACUUUUAUGUACGUACAUAUACAUUUUGUUCGUUUAUCACAAGACGUUUCGUUCUUAGGCCUCUAGCUUUUUUGUACGGCAAAAAUCUGUUAGAGACUUAAGUCACUUUUUAUAAUCAUUGAUGCUCUUGUUUUUUUUUUUUUCAGAUGAAGGCAUUUUGUGAAUGACGAAAGAUGGAGGAAUGAGUCGUGUUAGCUCCCUUGACAGAAAUUGCUCCCAAAGGAUUUAUAUUUCCUAAAUUACCAACACUCUAUUAUAUUUAAGAAAAAUUGCAACAGCUUUGAAAAGCUUAUACACUUGACGAUGAAAUGUGAAAUAAAAUGUUUGUGAAAUGAAUGAGC